Pieris rapae (cabbage white) is the source of this 667-nucleotide messenger RNA. RefSeq names its product dynein regulatory complex protein 9-like. Gene Ontology annotation, cellular component: cytoplasm; motile cilium. Lineage: Eukaryota; Metazoa; Arthropoda; Insecta; Lepidoptera; Pieridae. The transcript is spliced from 4 exons. Gene Ontology annotation, molecular function: protein binding. The coding region runs from base 24 to 608 and encodes 194 amino acids. The record is from RefSeq and is a predicted model, not a curated record. Gene Ontology annotation, biological process: cilium organization.
UAGAAGCAAUAACAAUACAGUUAAUGAAGACACGCCAGGAAUCUGAAGCUAAACUACGCCAGUGUGAGCUCAAUACUGCUAUGAUUAAGGAUAUAAUAAAGGACACUAUGAUGAACACGACUAUGCGUUUAAAUUAUGUUGACAAAUGGCUCUUAGCCCGUGCGGAGUCUGUGGAUUUAGAGCACAGAGAAGAAAUAAAUCAUCCGCCUUCAACAGAUUGUGAAAAACGGGUUCAUCAACAAGUGACAAAAAUUUACGAACUACAAAUAAAGGAGCGCCAAGAUUCGUCAGAGAAUUGGAAAUGUCGCUAUAUGAAGGAUAUUGUUGACAUAAAUGAAAGACUAAAACUUAAAUCCAAGAAGUUAAAAGAAGCUGUUGAUCGGCGUACCGAAUUGCAGGAGCUGUACGACUUGCACGCAGGGGAAAUGCGCGCUUGGCUGAGCUUCAAACAGGAACGGACGGCGAGGCUCGCUCGUGAGGAACGCUCCCGUCUGGCGGCCACUCGCAUUCAAGCGUGGUGGCGCGGUGUCAUGGUACGACGGUGUAUCGGUGUCUUCAAACAGUUGAAGAACGCUAAAAAACCACAGACUAAACAGAAGAAAAAAUAAGUUUCGUGGGAACUAGGCUUGGUAAAAGAUUGUCGUGGGAAAAUAAAAUGAUAUAUUGA